AUGUACUCCAUGCUUUCCCUUCUCAAUUUUCGUCUAAUUCCUUACAAUUCUUCAAAUCUGUGCUUUAUACGACAGUCCCAUUCAAAUCGGAUCAAAAAAGUUUUGAUUGCCAAUAGAGGCGUAAUUGCUGUCAGGGUCAUGCAAACGGCAAAAAUGAUGGGAAUCGAGACUGUCGCAGUCUAUUCCGACGUCGAUGCAAAUUCUUUGCAUGCUUCUCUAGCGGACUCCUCAUAUCGGAUUGGCCCAGCAACUCCCUCACAAAGCUACCUUAAUAGUGACAAAAUCAUUGAAAUUGCCAAACUUGCCCAGGCCGAUUCAAUUCACCCUGGCUAUGGCUUCCUCAGCGAAAACUCCCACUUUGCUCAACUCUGUGCCUCAAACAACAUUAUUUUUAUUGGCCCUCCACCUUCAGCAAUAUAUGAUAUGGGAAUGAAAAACAAAGCAAAACAAAUAAUGAUUGAGGGCGGAGGCAAAGGAAUGCGUAUAGCCUGGUCAGAAAAGGAUUUUCUCGAAUCGUUGGAAUCGGCCCGUUCCGAAGCUCAAAAAUCGUUUGGCAACACAGACAUGAUUUUGGAGAAGUUUGUUACAAGGCCUAGACACGUGGAGGUUCAAAUUUUUGGUGAUAUGAACGGAAAUUAUGUUUAUCUUUGGGAAAGAGAUUGCAGCAUUCAACGUAGACAUCAAAAAAUUAUUGAGGAAGCGCCCGCUCCUGGUUUGUCUUUUGAGACUCGUCAUUGGCUUGGGCGUACAGCUGUAAACGCCGCGGCCGCAGUGAAGUAUGUUGGUGCUGGGACUGUUGAAUUUAUUUUUGACACCGAAUCCGAGCAAUUUUAUUUUAUGGAAAUGAAUACUCGUCUUCAAGUAGAACAUCCUGUGACUGAGGCUAUCACUAAUUUGGAUUUGGUAGAAUGGCAAUUUCGAGUAGCUGCUGGUGAACAGCUUCCACUGAAACAAGAAGAAAUUAAAUUAAUUGACCAUGCCAUUGAGGCCCGUAUUUAUGCAGAAGACAGUCACGCAAAUUUUAUGCCAACAGCAGGCACUCUCGAAUAUCUACAAUUCCCUAAAAACGUUCGUGUUGACUCUGGUAUAAGACAAGGAGAUGAAGUGACUGUUUUUUACGAUCCAAUGAUUGCAAAAAUAAUAGCAAAAGGAAAAACGAGGGAAGAAGCAAUUUUUAAAUUGGAAAAUGCUUUAAAUCAAACACAAAUUGGAGGAAUUUUUAAUAAUGUUGAAUUUGUUCGGAGUUGUUUAAAACAUGAAAAAUUCUUGUCUGGUGAUUUAUACACUGAUUUUAUACCUGAACAUAUCAAUGAAUUGAUGCCGAUGAAGAAGGAAAAUGAUUUUUAUGUUCUUUUGGAAUCGGCUAUUGCUUUUGUGUUGUUGGAUACACCAAAUUCUUCAACAACUUCAAAUCCUUUUCUUUUACUCCCUUAUUUUCGCCUUAAUCAAAAAGCAAAAAGAACAAUUAAUUUGGGCAGCAAUACAUUAACCGUUGAAAUUUUGGGAAAUAAUAAAUAUAAAAUUGAAGGAAAUUUGGAAAAUGAAGAAAGUGGAAAGAUAGAAGAAGAAAUAUUAAUUUCAGAAAUAAAUAAAUUUAAAACUUCAAAAACCUUUAAAAAUGGAAUUCAAUUUAAAAUUGAAUUGAUAUCCAAAGGAUGUGAAAGAUGGAAAUGUAAAGCUGUUAAAAUGAAUGAAAAAAUCGCGGUUUUUGGUUCUGGACAUUCUACUUGGAAUUCUAUUUCUUUGGAUGAAGAGAUUUUUGACUCGGAAGAAUUUUUAGGAACAUCAGAAAUUGAUGGAAACCCAAAAUCUCCAAUGCCUGGAAUUGUUGAAAAAUUGCUUGUAAAUGUUGGGGAUAAAGUAGAAAAAAAUCAAAGUUUAGUGGCUUUGAAUGCUAUGAAAAUGGAAUAUUUAAUUAGGUUUUUUUAAAUUUUAAAAAAUCGAAAAAAAAUUUUUAGAACACCAUUUGACGCAAUUGUGGAUUCAAUAAAUUGUUCUAUUGGACAAAGUGUACCAAAAAACUUUUGUUUGGUUAAUCUUAAAAAGAUUGAAGAAGAAUAAUGUGACAAUUGGAGGGUUUAAUUUUAAAGUUGUUUAUAUUUAUAGUUACCCCUCCCCUCCUCUGUGAUUCUAAAGAAAUUUUAUGUGUAUCAGCAAUUUUCUAUAUGUUGACAAAUUUUACAAUUUUUUUAUUUAUACUAGUUCCAAAUUUGGUCGUCUUGAAAAUGGAGAUCAGACUGGAAGGGUUGUUUGUAGAGAUUGAUAUUUUAGAAAAUCCUGGGCCUGUCCUAGUUCCGGGUUUGAUUUAUUGACCUGG
Molecule: messenger RNA, 2317 nt
Organism: Meloidogyne enterolobii
Lineage: Eukaryota; Metazoa; Nematoda; Chromadorea; Rhabditida; Meloidogynidae
Source: the annotation of a GenBank genome assembly